AUAAGGUUUAUGUGAUAUGGUUUAGUGGGGACUGUUAGCGUUAGGUCAGAGGUUGGACUCGAUGAUCUUGAGGUCUCUUCCAACCUAGAAAUUCUGUGAUUCUGUGAUUCUGUAAACUAAUUCCCCUGAAAUGAAAGAUAUAUUAUUCUAUACAUCUGGUACAGACCUGCUUGGUUUUCAAAAUUAAUGAAGAAAUUAGCUACAAACUUAAGAGUCUAUUGAUAUAAUCUUCCCAGUAGAAACAGGUAUGUGUAGAGGACAGAGUACUAACAUCGCAAGUUAUCUGAAGCAGAUUUUCCUUUUAAUAUUUUUGGAUUAGAAUCAAUGUUUGAGAUGUUUAUUGAAAACAUGUUUUUUCCUUUUCUCAGUGCUUUCCUAAGUAUGCUGUACUACCAGAAGUUUCUUCUCACAUGCUGCAUAGCAUAACUUUGUGAAACUAAGCCUCCAGCUUAGCUCUGGUAGUCUUUAGAUACUUCUGUUGAGACAUUCAACUCUAGAAUCACAAAAUGCAUCACAAAAUGUGUUUUGCUUAAGUCCUCAUUUUGUUUACCAGUUUUAUUGGUUAUUUGUAGUGUCUUUGCUGUCUGUACAGGAAAUUUCAGUAUGGAUCUUUGAGAAUUGAGGGUGCAGAUUUUAUUGACCUUGUGAACUUAUUCUGGACUAGUAAAACUUCUGCACUCUCACAUCUGCAAAACUCCUGUGAAAGAGAUGAAACUAGAACUAGUGCUCUCUGCCAGGUUCCUCUGGGUGUGUGAGCACAAGUCUGCCAGUUUGCAGCAGUGCUGAUGCAGGCCUUGGAUCAUAUUCAAAAUCUGAAAGACCAAAAUUAGUAGCAACUUUUGAAAACACAGACUGAUUUUACAUCUCCAGAUCCAGCUUCAUGUUUUAGAAAACAUUAAUCAGCUUGCCUGUUCCUGUUGUGAUGAAAUAACAUUCCCUGUUUUGACAGUCUCUAGCUUUGUGGAAUGGAAAGUCAAAAUAAACAAUGAAGACCACAUUGAACAUGCUAAUACACAACCUCAAAUGUUUCCUUAAUUCCUAGGCCUCAGCUAGACAGCUUAUCCAAACAUUUCCUCCUGUUGACUCCCCCUGUCUCCCACACCAUCCUAAGUUACUAGUUUUUAGAUAGGAACUUGUAAUACACAUUAUACAGAUUGAAAGUGGAAUUUCAUUAGCACAAACUCCACUAUCAUAAUUGUAAUCUACAGCAAAUGAAUACAAUUAAGCACACUAGGGUCUCCUCUGAGCUCCCCCCUCCUCUUGGCACACAAACUUAAGCUGACACCAGGCUCCUGUAUAAAACUAGCACGCUGUUCACUGCAAUAGCAGCAGGUCUACAGGGUUACACUCAGCAGGACCAUGUCACUGCUUCUCCUUCAGCUGCUAGUGCUCUCACAUCUUGGAGCCACAGAGCCACAGGUAGACUCACAGCAAAGGAAAAGCAGAAGGCCAUUUCAGCGGCUUUUCUACCUGGACAAAAAGCUGCUUGAGAGUCAAAGUUUUCGUGAGCUGGUGGGGGAAAACCCAGUAGCUGUUGAGGAAACCCAGGGACAACCAAGUUUUUUUGUAGCAAUUCCACAGACAGCAGGAGAGAGUCAGAAGCAAGGGGAGAAAAAAAUGUCCAGAUUCAUCCUUCCUAAUGCAGAACUCUAUGCAGACCAAGAUGUUAGAACCUGGACAGCACCCAGAGAGGUCUCUCCCAUGGAAAACGUCUCUCCAUCCCACUAUUCCAGCAAGAGGGAGGUUGAACAUACCUAUAGAAAAGAUGCCAAGAAAUUCUGGGACCACUUCAUGUUAAGAAAAAAUUCAGCUUCAGAAGAGGUUGUCUUGCCAAUCAAGACUAAUGAAAUGCACCAAGAAACCUGCAGAACCCUGCCUUUUUCUCAGGGUAUUGCUCAUGAGAGCUGUGAGAAGGUGAUGGUACAGAAUAAUCUGUGCUUUGGAAAGUGUAGUUCCUUUCAUGUUCCUGGUCCAGAAGAUCGUCUUUAUACCUUCUGUUCUCAGUGCAUGCCCACCAAGUUUUCUAUGAAGCGCUUGGAUCUCAACUGCACCAAUUCUGUCCCGGUGGUCAAAGAAGUCAUGAUUGUGGAAGAGUGUAAAUGCGAGAUUCAAAAGAUUAAAGAUCCUCUGCUUGAAUCUCGACAGUCAGAUUUGCAUGAAAAUGCACAUGAGCACAACUAACCUGUUUAAGGUACCUCUCAAGUCCCUGAUCAUAAGAAUUUGCCAAUGGGAAAAAAAAAAAAAAUCAAAGAACUUCAAAGGCUUUCAUCACACUGUUACACCAAAAUAUUAAAGAUGUAAAUUUCUACAUAAACUGCCUCUUUGCUUCAACAAUAACUUUACCUAAAAUUUAACAGAUGUUUCCUUGCAGUUGUUGAAGAAAUGGAGAUGGAAUUAUAGGGUUUGUGCAUAAUUUUUUUACUUUAACAAGGGAAACCGUCUAAAGUUUUCCAACCUUCCUGUAACUAGCAUCCUAGGAUGCUAGCAAACAACAGCUGAAGAACUAGCAUGAUGAUUUAUAUCUACAAAAACCUAAUGUAAUGGCUGUUCUGCAUUGCCUUUGCUUGCAGAGACUGCCAGUAUUGUUCUACUGACAACACAUAGGAGGCUUUAGUCUCUUCAUUGCAAAAACAGGUCCAUUUUUAUAUUAAGAUAGUGACUGGAGAGUGUAAAAUAUAAAUGGAUAUAAGGCAUAAAGAGAGCUGUGAUGAGUUAGGGUCAUUCUGAUUGCUCCCAGCUGGAGUUCAGUUUCCAGCAAAAACUAACACACCUCACAACUUACAUGCUUAGUAGUUGCAAAUGGUUUGCAAGUGGUUUGCCAUAGAAACCGCUUGCUCUCUUUUUACACACCUGCAGUUCCUCUGCAUGUAUUUUUCUUGAAACUUUCAUACAGUAGAAGGAGGAAAAAAAAAAAGAAAAAUACAGACUUCCACAGAAAGCACCAGAAAUCAAUGUAUUUCCACUGUUGUUAUUAUUUAAGUUCACUGUGGAAAGGCAAUGAACAUUUUCCUGUUAGAUGAAUUUCAGUGUUGGUGGUGACAGCCAGAUAAAGUUUAAGUAGCAUUCUCAACAGCUAAGCUAAAGCAGAAAACACAUUUGUGUGAUCAAAAAUCUGCAAAAGGAUCUUAUCAGCAUGCCGAUACCUGUCUAGGUUUAUAGGAACACCAGAGAAGGCCUUCUGUUAGAAAAGGUCUGAUUCCAGUCCUAGCCAGUACAGACAGCAUGAAUUGCUGUCUUUGCUGCUUUCUCCAGUUGCUUCUCCCUGGACUUGUCUGGCAUCCCAGAUUCCAAAAACUGGACCAUACUACUUCUAACCAGCUCCUGUAAUCCUCUGGGAAUCUGCUCUAGUGCUACUGCCAUACUGUCAGACUGGGCCCCUCUUAUUAAACUAUCCACAGCUCUUUCUUUGGGUAUUGGAAAUCAGUAUUUGUAUAACUGGUAAAUUCAAGGGUAUGGUAAAUGAUUCCCUUGUGUAUGAAUAGUGCUGUGCCCAGAAGUAUCUUAAUAUUUUGUCCAAGUUCAUUGUGGAUUUAGAGUGAUAUGCCCAUUUUUAAUUUUACUGAAAAUUGCAUCUGAAUGAUAUUCUGGUACUGAGUCUGAAUGGCUGUAGUAGCAGUUUGCAUGUUACAUGCAGUGACAGAACUGAAGACUACUAUAUAGUUAUAUUUCACUGUAUAUAAACCUGAUUCUAAAUAAUAAAAAUUGCCCAUUAAAACUAAGCAAAGCCUUCUGUCUGUCCUUUUGCACUAAAGACUAAUAUGUAAACUGUAUAUAGCUGUUUGUAGGUUACAGUGUGAUAUAUAAUGUUAUUUCAAAUAACAAUCUGUUAUGUUUUUACCAUCCUUGUAUUGAAUGCAUUACACACAAUAAAUACUUAUUUUUAACUUA
This is a messenger RNA of Anas platyrhynchos (mallard), 3888 nucleotides long. It is a transcript of the gene CER1, whose product is annotated as cerberus 1, DAN family BMP antagonist. The record is from RefSeq and is a predicted model, not a curated record. NCBI's taxonomy places the organism in Eukaryota, Metazoa, Chordata, Aves, Anseriformes, Anatidae.